GUGCACCAAUAAUCAGUAGAAUAAUCAGAAGGUGCGUGCGUGAAUAAGCCACGAGACUAAAACGAGGAAGUCAAAUAAGUGAGUACGUAGCACUCCUGAAUUGAUCAAUAUGACUCCUCGUUGCACGUUGGCCAUCUUCUUCUUGCUCGUUUUCAUCCGACACAUAGAUGGAUCGGGCUUUUGUUGCAACUUGGGCACGCAGACGACGCACCUGCUUGACCCUAGUAUAACUGUGCAGUUAAUGAAAGAUAAUGGAUUUGAAAAAGUGAAACUCUUUGAAUCUGAUGGCACCUAUCUGGAAGCUCUUGCGGGGUCGAAACUCCAGGUCAUGGUUGGAGUCCCUAAUUACUUGUUGUCAACCAUGGCGACUAAACCUGAAGCAGCGGAAGAAUAUGUUGCCAACAAUGUUACCCACUGGAGAUCCAAGGAUGUUGACAUAAGAUACGUUGCUGUUGGGAACGAACCAUUGCUCAAGUCGUACGGUGGAAAUUUCACAAAUUAUACCUUUCCGGCACUCCAGAACAUCCAAGGAGCCUUAGAGAAGGCGGGUUUAGGCAAAACCGUGAAGGCCACAAUUCCAUUCAAUGCCGACAUUUUCUUCUCCCCUACCGGCAGCCCUUCUGGUGGAAUUUUUAGACCUGAUAUUGAAGAUCUCAUGGUUUCGAUAGUCAAAUACAUGAGCGACCACGGAUGCCCCAUCACCGUCAAUAUCUACCCUUUCAUCGCACUUUACUACGAUCCCAAUUUCCCAAUCGACUACGGGUUCUUUGAUGGCGGCGUCGCACCUCUUGUCGAUGGCAAGUAUACUUACACCAAUGCUUUGGAUGCAAACUACGACACCCUGGUCGUGGCCCUGGAGAAAAAUGGAUACGGAUCAUUGCCAAUCAUCAUCGGGGAAAUUGGAUGGCCGUCAGAUGGAAAUCCCAAUGCCAAUGCCUCCCUAGCCCAGAGGUUCUACCAGGGACUUGUCAAGCGCGUCCGGGCCGACGUCGGCACCCCCCGACGAUCAACCGCCCCGGAUAUUUACAUGUUCUCCCUGAUUGAUGAAGAUGCAAAGAGCAUUGCCCCUGGACCUUUCGAGCCUCACUGGGGAAUCUUUAACAUCGACGGGUCCAUGAAGUUCACCCUGGAUUUGGGCGAGGGGAAGAACCUGACGGGGGCGAAGGGUGUCAAGUAUCUUGAGAAGCAAUGGUGCGUUGUGUCGCCUGAUGCAAAUGUGAACGACGAGAAGUUUGCCGCGGCAAUCACCGAGGCCUGCAGCCAUGCGGAUUGCACGGCUCUCACUCCGGGCUCAUCGUGCGGGAGCUUGGACCUUAAGGGCAACGCUUCCUUCGCAUUCAACAUGUAUUUCCAGACAAACGACCAGAAGAGCGGGAGCUGUGAGAAAUUCCAGCCAUACUCGACGAUCACGAAAACGGAUCCCAGCGCCGGAACAUGCAAGUACCCGAUCAUGUUCGAGACGGAAUAUCGAGGAAGCGAACAAGGACACGUGCAACACGGACAAGGGUCGGGAUCGGGAUCGGGAUCAGGAUCGGGAUCGAAUUCAUCGGCUGGAAAGAUCAAUUCCGGUGUUCUUGGGGCAGUGAUGCUGGCCAUGAUCAUGGUUUUCGGCUAUCUGAAUUGAGUUGGGAACGGCAAUGAACUUGUGCGAUUUGCUAUAUUAAUCGCUUUAAUUUGUCUAGUGCAUUUAGUGUUUUUU
This is a messenger RNA of Sesamum indicum (sesame), 1699 nucleotides long. Its product is annotated as glucan endo-1,3-beta-glucosidase 5. The record is from RefSeq and is a predicted model, not a curated record. Gene Ontology annotation, molecular function: hydrolase activity, hydrolyzing O-glycosyl compounds. Gene Ontology annotation, biological process: carbohydrate metabolic process. Lineage: Eukaryota; Viridiplantae; Streptophyta; Magnoliopsida; Lamiales; Pedaliaceae.